CACACACACACACACACACACACACACACACACACACACACUGUGGUAGAGAUGUCACAGUCUUGAGGAAAAGUCCUGGAUUAUUUUUUUUAUUUUAGAAAAACAAAAAAGGUUCCUCACUCCCUCCCCCCCCUCCCCCAUCCCCAUCAUGCCCAUCUUCAAAAACCUCCCAGUGCGCCUGAAAGGCGGCGGUCCGACUCUAGAAAACGCUUGGAUCCUUCGCAGGAUGAGCCUCAACAUCACCCCCAACCAUCGCCAUCACAACCCCUUCGACCGUGAUGGCGGCGGCGGCGGCAAUGGCGGCCACGGCGACCACUGGUCGCCCGGCGGUUCGCUGCUCGACGGCGACGCGCCGAGGGACCGCAACCCCUUCGAGGACGAGGAGGACGAGAACGAGGCCAACGAGGGGAAAAAAAAGGGAGGCGGAGGCGGUUCGAUGAGGUCGUCGUUCAAGUUAAAGUCUCCGCUGAAGACUCUGGGGAAGCUGGGGAAGAACCUCAGGCUGUCGGGGGGGAGGAGCAAAGGAAGCGAGACACCCUCCCCACAGGGGUCACUGCAAGGAACGCCGUCACCCGCAGAGAAAAAGAAGAGGGGCAGGAGGAGCUCUGAAGGAAGUCUGUUGAGAUUUGCAGGAAAAUACCGCGACACCCUCGGCUCCCGUAAGGAAUCGAUCACCAACGGCGAGCCAAACGGCUCGGAGAACGAGUGCGACAACACCAGCCGCCGCCUGUCCUUCAUGAAGAUGGUGGGCCUGGGGAAGCUGAAGAGGGAGUCCAUGAACGACCACUCGUCGCAGGGCCCCGAGGAGCAGCCGGUGCAGGAGGAGGUGGUGGAGGAGGUGAAACCCAGAGAGCCGCUGUCAGGUAAGAAGGAGUCGCAGGUGAUUUCUUUAAAGUCAACUCACAGAUUAUCAUGUGAAUACAGACAAUUUAGAGAGUUUGUAUUUGAUGUCAGUCCCAGCAAGGAAACUCCAACACAGUGACGGUAAAAACCUGUUGUUGAUCUUUUAUCAGAGGAAAACUUUUAGAGUUUGACCCGACGAUGAAGGUGUGACAUUAUGUUUUCAAGUUGUCCGUCCGUCCGUUCGGUCCAUUCUCAUUAACGCGAAAACGCCUGGAGGGAAUUUCCUCAAAUCUGACAAAAACAUCCAGCUGGACUCUGAACUGAUUAGAGUUUGGAGGUCAAACGUUUUUGGCCAUAACUCAAGAAUUUCAUCUGCAAAUUAUGACAAUUUCACACAAAUGUCUAAUGGGAUGAAAUGAAGUGAAGACAUUUUUGGACAGAUGUGAAUGUAAACCGACACCUGACUGGUUUGUCGACCUGAGACCUGAACCAGGACCGAAGCUGGGCCGGCUCCAAAUUCUACUGAUGGGGGGUCAAUGUGUCUUGGUUCAGGUCCAGAUUGUGUUGCUCUUUUGUGAAAUGUUGGUUAGGUAUUCAUCAAAUCUGUUUCCAAUUCAAAACCACUUGUCAUUAAAUGACCCAGUAGAUCUUAAGUUUAGAUUAUUUUGCUUCUGGUGAAUUUCAGUGCUUUCCUGGAGCUGGUUCACAAACCAGAUGAUGGAAAUAAGAAACUAUGAUUUGUGUUGAUUGGAUUUUUAGUGUAUAAGGAACAAUUGAAGAGGAUGUGUGUGAUGGUUUUGUGUCAUUUCAGCAGAUGAUGAAAUAAUUAUUUUGUGAAAACAGAAGUGGUCAACUGGCAGCUUUAGUUCGAAGGUUAUUUCACAGCUGGCAGAGAAAUACUGUAGGUGGACUCUCUCUCUCUGUGUUUAAGUUCAUCAUCCAGUUUGUUUUCAUACCACCCAUCUUAUCAACGUCUGCAGCUAUUUUAGACCCCAACAAUAAACAGAGAGAGAGAGAGAGAGAGAGAGAGAGACACAGACAGACAGACAGACAGACAGACAGACAGGUUAGUGAAUGUGACAUUGAGAUGUUGUAAUUCUCCAUUAGUUUCCACCAGGACUCUGUGUGUGUGUGUUUACUCAUGUUGUGGGGACAUAGAUCUGUUUACACACUCACAUUGUGGGGACUCACCUUCCUUUGGAGGACAAAAUGUACGUCCUCAUAACGUAAAUCAUUACACUUUAGGGUGAAGCCUUGGUUUAUAGCUAUGGUGAUGAUGGAAACACGACUGUGUGUGUGUGUGUGUGUGUGUGUGUGUGUGUGUGUGUGAGUGAUAUAAGUAUUGAGCUGAUCCUGGAAACUGGAAACUUUCUAAGUGCGUCUAUUGUUUAUCGCACCCUGUUUACUCUGCUAUUUAGUAGUGAUUGAAGUGUGUGAGUGUGAGUGUGUGUGUUCUAAGUUCCUCCACACCCUUGUUUCCAUGUUAAAACAGUUGUAUAACUCCCACUGUCUCAAACUGGCACUGAAAAGAUAUAAAUAUAUGAAAUGUUCACACUGAGCUGCUGAAACCAGAAUUCUGCCAAUAAAUGUCUUCUGUUGAUUGAUUAAUCAAUUAAGAGACUUAAUAGUUGCAGCUUGUUAAUGUUUGAGACAAGAUUCUUUGAGUCUGAUACUGAGUUAGAAAAAGAUACCUCAGCUGAUAUUUAUAUAUUUUUAACGUUAAUCUAUUUUUUAUCCAUUUUUAAAUAAGAUGAGAUAGAACUCUACUAAUCCUGAUGUAAAUUGUUGUGCCAGAGUUUGAUCAAAGAUUACAACAGAAAAAUAACAAACAAUAACUGAAAGAAAGUAUAAAUGUAUAUGAACAACAGAGACAUUAUUAAUAACUCUAAAAUAAGUAAUACGGACACCUGUAGAGUCUUCUUAAUGUGAGUGAUGAAGUGGU
Molecule: messenger RNA, 2785 nt
Organism: Anarrhichthys ocellatus (wolf-eel)
Lineage: Eukaryota; Metazoa; Chordata; Actinopteri; Perciformes; Anarhichadidae
Exons: 3
Coding region: 149-982 (277 amino acids)
Source: RefSeq, a predicted model, not a curated record